CUAAAUCCGAAUAACCGGCACAGCAAGUCGAACGAAAGUAGGUGCCAGAUAUGUCUUUCCGUGUUGUGCGCAGCAGCAAGUUCCGCCACGUGUACGGAACGCCUUUAAAACGUGAACAAUGUUACGACAACAUCAGGGUGUCCAAAUCCUCCUGGGACUCGACCUUCUGUGCUGUGAAUCCAAAGUUCCUGGCCAUCAUCGUUGAAUCUGCAGGGGGCGGUGCUUUCAUUGUUUUGCCACAUAAUAAAGUCGGGCGAAUACCAGCGGAUUAUCCUUUAGUCGGUGGACACAAAGGUCCUGUGUUGGACAUUGCGUGGUGUCCUCACAAUGAUAAUGUCAUAGCGUCUGGUUCUGAAGAUUGUGUAGUUAAAGUAUGGCAAAUACCAGACGGUGGUAUCUCGAGGACAUUAACAGAUUCAGUGGUAGACCUUCAGUUGCAUCAGCGUAGAGUUGGUCUUGUUCUGUGGCAUCCAACUGCAUUGAACGUACUGCUCACAGCUGGAUCGGACAAUCUUGUCCUGAUCUGGAAUGUUGGUACCGGAGAUGCAAUGGUGCAAAUAGACUGUCAUCCAGAUAUGAUUUAUUCCGCGUGUUGGAAUUGGGAUGGAUCCAGAUUGGUCACUACGUGCAAGGAUAAAAAAAUUCGCUUACUAGAUCCAAGAUCUGGAGAAAUAUUAGAAGAAGCUAUUGCACACGAAGGCAGUAAGGCUACUCGGGCAAUCUUUCUUAGGGGAGGCUUGAUUUUCACUACGGGUUUCAGCAAAAUGUCCGAAAGGCAAUAUUCGUUACGUGCCCCUGAUAUGUUAGGCGAACCGAUAGUCAUGGUAGAAUUGGACACCAGUAACGGAGUAAUGUUUCCCCUCUACGAUCCCGACACGAAUCUAGUGUAUUUGUGCGGGAAGGGUGAUUCGGUGAUUCGAUACUUUGAAAUUACACCAGAACCUCCUUUCGUUCACUAUAUCAAUACAUUUCAAACACCUGAUCCUCAACGCGGCAUAGGAAUGAUGCCAAAACGAGGCUGUGAUGUUAAUAGCUGUGAAAUAUCUCGAUUUUAUCGGCUGAACAACUCAGGCUUCUGUCAGGUCAUUUCUAUGACGGUCCCGAGAAAGUCUGAACUAUUCCAAGAAGAUUUGUAUCCAGAUACAUCCAGCGAUACCGCGGCGAUUUCUGCGGAGGAAUGGGAAAGCGGAACCGACGCGGAUCCUAUACUGAUUUCUUUACGAGAUGGUUAUCAGCCUUCGGUAGCCAAGAACGAUCUGAAAGUGCAUAAAAAGUCGAACAUUCUCAGUAAAGGAGCGAAAAUUGCCUCGAAUUCUUCGCAAAAUGCUAACCAAGCAGCGCCAACCAUUACCGAGGACUUGCUGAAAGAAUUUACGGAGGAAAUAAGGAAAUUGAAGGCGGUGAUCGUAAAGCACGAGGGAAGGAUACGGGUGCUAGAGUCUGCGGUUGCUCUUCAAAUGAAAGAAGAAGAGAGAAAAGAAAAAUCGUCCUCGCCUGCCGUGCCGGAGGUGCUCGCGUCCGACGAGGUGUAACGUUUUUCUUUUUAAUAUUAUAUUUUUAGCUCACGAAAAGAUACUACGAAAGGAUAACUAAUUAUGUAAUAAAAAAAAAUGAUCAUAUAUUUUGGUAUAACAAUUUGUGUAAAUAGUAGGUUUUAGCUACGUCUCUCGUGUGUUUUUGAUUCUUUGGAAUGAUCUUUGCUAUUUAUUGUACAUCCAUUCAUCAUACAUCCGCUGCAUUUGUACCAUGUUUUACAUCUUUUAUUUUAUUAGGACUGUAACUAACACAUGACACUGCUCCUGUUUAUUAGCGUUAAGAAUUGUCGGAUGUUUUAAUGUCCAGUACGCGGACGAGGACCUCUAUGUAUAUUUAACUUUAUAAGGACAAACGAGUGCCUAAUUUGUACAGACACGUCGGCUGUAAAGUAAUUGAGAAACCACUUUAUUCUGAUAUACAGUGUCAAUGUGAAUAUUUUUUGUGUAAUGCCUCUCGAAAGAACGCGUAAUUUGUAAAUAAAUUAUGCGACAUAAAGUAACAAAAAAAAAGAAGAAAAAAAAGAUUGCUAUUUUACAAUCACUGUGCAAAUAACAAUAU
Messenger RNA from Dufourea novaeangliae, 2094 nucleotides. RefSeq names its product coronin-1C (gene coro). Gene Ontology annotation, molecular function: actin filament binding. The transcript has 6 exons. Gene Ontology annotation, biological process: actin filament organization. The record is from RefSeq and is a predicted model, not a curated record. NCBI's taxonomy places the organism in Eukaryota, Metazoa, Arthropoda, Insecta, Hymenoptera, Halictidae. Bases 51 to 1532 code for a protein of 493 amino acids.